This is a messenger RNA of Penicillium maclennaniae, 633 nucleotides long. RefSeq lists its product as uncharacterized. The transcript is spliced from 4 exons. NCBI's taxonomy places the organism in Eukaryota, Fungi, Ascomycota, Eurotiomycetes, Eurotiales, Aspergillaceae. The record is from RefSeq and is a predicted model, not a curated record. The coding region runs from base 1 to 633 and encodes 210 amino acids.
AUGACAGACAAAUUCAGCAUUUCUAGAAACAAUCUGAGGGUGACCUCUCUUUUUAUGGCAGGGCAGACCAGAGCCAACGGUGAUAGCCUUUUCCUGAAUCCGAAACUCUUCCAGAACUGCACAAAUCUUCUGGCCGACACCUACUACUGCGUGCAACCGGUGGGGUAUAUUGUGACGUACUCAGGCUAUGGAGAGUCGUCGACUUCCACAGUGCCGUUUGACGAAACCCCUUCAACCUCGCUACCUAGCCAACCUCCAAUGGCCUGGUCAACCGGGUCCAAUCCGAUUAUCCCGCUUGCAAAUGGAACCCGCACAGACUGCACUCAAUAUAUGUGGUUUUCUGGUGUAAAUUUAACGGAAAAUACAGCCGCUGACUGUUGGAACCAAGCCUGGCUAUGGAAUGCUUCUGAUGAGGAAAUCAUCCUCUGGAACCCUUCUUUGGCAUCGAAUGAAACUUCGAGUUCCUCUUCGGUAUCUGCCUCACUCCUACUGUGUCCAACUCGCGACUCCCACCUCCAGCAGUACCUUCAGCAGGAAGCAGAGACACCCAUCGUGACUCCGCUCCCUAUAUCCGACUGGAAAUGGGGUUUCGACGCCAUCUCCAAUCCAGACGGGCAUGGUGUCGACCUGUAA